ACACUAUGCGCUCCCGACACUCACAAACAACUCCCAAACAAGCUUGGCGACAAAGCGAUUGGUCUACCAAAGAUCAGAUGAGAACACUCUUCUCACACGAUACAUCUGACAUUGGUUAAACCGUAGCAAGUGCUUUCGUGUAUCUGUGGCCCUUUCGUGGCUUAGAUGUUUUGUCCAUGCUCUAAUCUGGACAUAUUACAACUGUCACUUUCCGAUUGCGUUGCUUGGCAUCCAUCAUGAGUAUGCUCUGUUCGUCUUAAGGUUCUUCUUCUUCUUGUAGCGAUCAGCUAUUUCUACAGAGGCUGGUACUCAACAUGCAUCGUCUUCUUGUCUUAUUCCAUUUAAUAUCUUUUGUUUCUGCAGGUAUUCUUGAUGAUAUAGGAUCGUCCCUGGGGUCGUUGUUAGGGAAUAACACGGCCAGUGUGCUGGGCACUUUUCUCGGUGAUCAUGGGACGGUUAUCUUUCAGAAUGGGUUGUUGAAGAACACGACGGCUUGUCCGGCCAUGAGUGUCAUCUUUGCUAGGGGGACUGCGGAGCCUGGUAAUGUCGGCAUCUUAACAGGACCGCCCUUCUUCGCAGCAAUAGCAGAAUACAUGAACGGCACCAACCAGCUCGCUAUCCAAGGCGUAGACUACCCGGCCGAUGUCCCGGGUUUCCUAGCCGGCGGAUCAACGCAAGGUGCCAAUACCAUGGCAAAACUAGUAAACAAAACCCUCGCUUCCUGUCCCAACACCCAACUCCUCCUCUCAGGCUAUUCCCAAGGUGCCCAAGUCGUGCACCUCGCAACCGCGUCUCUCCCCUCCAAUACGACGUCAAAAAUAUCCUCCGUAGUUCUGUUCGGGGACCCAAAGAACGGGACGGCGGUCAGUGGCGUGGAUGCGAGCAAGGUGAUGACGUUCUGCAAUCCGGGAGAUGAUAUCUGUCAGGGUGGGGAUCUGAUUACUUUGAGCCACUUGAAUUAUAGUCUUGAUGCGGGGAGUGCGGCUAUGUUUGCGUUGGGGACGUCGGGGGCGAAGUUGGGGAUUACGAGUCAGAGGUUGAGGCCUGCUGCUGGUGGAUUGGGAGGGUGAGAUUGCAGACAAGAAUACCAGUAUGAACGAUACGGAGGAUACUUGGACGGAGUUUAGCAUCAACGAUUUGUUAUUAUGAGAAGAUCAUGCAAAUUUUUGUAUCAAGCCAGUCUCCCCUCCAAAAGUACAAUCCCAGCAAGCUUACAGCAAGGCCAAGCUACCAAAACUCCAUGCAGGAAGCCCCGUACCAAACUCCAACCUAACAAGUGA
Molecule: messenger RNA, 1280 nt
Organism: Mollisia scopiformis
Lineage: Eukaryota; Fungi; Ascomycota; Leotiomycetes; Helotiales; Mollisiaceae
Product: cutinase-domain-containing protein
Exons: 3
Coding region: 315-1070 (251 amino acids)
Biological process (GO): carbohydrate catabolic process
Cellular component (GO): extracellular region
Molecular function (GO): cutinase activity
Source: RefSeq, a predicted model, not a curated record